AUGGUCCGACGCGAUUGUCCUGCCCCACCCAUUGAUAUGGGUUGGGGCUCUAUUGAUGUCGCCCCGGCGACCCUUGGGCCAGCGCACCUGCCAAUACAACCAUCAUCACCAACCAUCCUCAGUUUUCAUCACACACACGGAACUUCAACCAACGGCCUCAAGUCAGCAGCACCCACGAGCAAGGCCAUGGAUCAGAAUAGAAGCAGGUUCGUAGAUGCCGAAGACGAGAAGGCAUCAAGGGGCCCUAGAGGGAACAAGGGGCCCGGGGCCAUAGGUGACGAGCAAGGACAAGGCGGAGGGGCAACGAAACCAAACCAACUGGAGUCCAGUGAUUUCGUAGGGAAAGCUGGAACCCACGAGCCAGGUUUCCCUAAAAUUGGCCAUUACGAGGUCUGCGAAAAGCGUGUCCGUGCCUGGCAUCUUGGAGCUCUUCUCUUCGAUACCGGGCGAGCUAUUUACGUUUGGGAGAACAGUUAUUUCCCGACACUUUACAUUCACAAGUCUUCCGUAUUCGACCGAGAGGACGAGGGAUUCCCUUUAAAGAAGUACGGUGGUAGUAAGAAGGACGAGAAACUUCUUGACCUUCUAUCAGCAAGUGGGUUAGCUGAUCUCGUCGAAAGCGAUCUUGCUCUGUUUGUUCACAAAAAGUAUGUCAGCAACGUCAUACUUGUUGCUCAGGGCCGCCUCAAAGACCAUAUUCGCAUCCCUUUCAAGGCUCUCGAUGCCGGUCUAGACGAAUGGCGAGAGCACGAGGAUGUUAUAAUUGGUUUCCCACGUGACCCAUACAAGGGUAUAAGCCUGAACCACUGCCUUCGCUCCGUUGAAAUCCACAUUGACACGGAUAAAUUCGAGUCGAACCAAGCUAUCGUAUUGUCUCAGAAGGGCUACCCACCACGGUUUUACUUCACACGGGACAUCUUCAAAUCCAAGCUGUCCUCAGGCCACAAGCUGUCAGCGAGAGAUCCUCGCAAGAAUGGGAGGUCGUUUUCUUGUCCCUACAAGGGCCACGCUGAAUAUUUCAACAUGACUAUCAAUGGCAGUGAAUACGAAAACAUAUGCUGGCGCUUCACUCAACCCCCCCCUGAUCUCUAUGAGAUCAAGGGUAGAUUCUGCUUUCGCACUUGUAUGCUUACAUCAAUGAGCGUUGAUGGAGCUCCUCUCACCCUAGAAAGCUUACCUGAGAACAACGGCCUGUCAGAGGAAGACCUGGCAAUGUUUUUCUAUGAUGUUUAA
Orbilia oligospora ATCC 24927 is the source of this 1233-nucleotide messenger RNA. RefSeq lists its product as uncharacterized. Lineage: Eukaryota; Fungi; Ascomycota; Orbiliomycetes; Orbiliales; Orbiliaceae. The transcript is spliced from 5 exons. Bases 1 to 1233 code for a protein of 410 amino acids. The record is from RefSeq and is a predicted model, not a curated record.